UCAGUUUGCUAACGACAGGCGUUUGAUGCGGACGCGACUAAGCAAGUAAAGAAUACGUAAAAUCUCGCGGGCAGCAAACUAACAUAACUUACAGUGAAAAAUAUUGUUUUAACCAGCCUGAUUAUGUUUUUUGUGUUUCAAUUUGUAAUAUGCGCCGGAUACCGAGUUGAAUUUUGAAAAGCUCAAAAACUAAAUCUCAAAAAUUGACCAAAAAGUCUGUCAAAAUAAAACCACAAAACUUAUUUGGGAUAAAAAAAAAAAGAAAAAAUCGACAUUAAGAAAACGAAUUCUGCAGUAGGAGUUUACAAUGAAGGGCUGGUUCGACGCAUUUCGGGAUGACGGCGGUCCAACGCUUUAUUCCUUCUCCAAUCGUACCCCAGUUACAGGCGACGUAUCGAUUGUGGCCGUAUCUGUACUUUUUGCCACAUUCUAUGUGGCAUUUCUGGUCAUAUUUCCUGGCGUAAGAAAACAGAAAUUCACAACAUUCUCAACGGUCACAUUGAGCCUCUUUGUGGGUUUGGUUAUUUUAAUUACCCGCUUGGGCUCUGCAUGGCAUGUUGCACAUGCAACCAUCAUUGCACCAUACAAAGCCUUCUCACGCGAGAAGCUGCCUGCACGAAUCGGCACCCACAUUGGACUCAUGCACGUCAAUGUAACACUAACGGCCAUACCAAUCGGCAAUUGGACUUCCCCAGAUAUUGAUUAUAAUGAGCGCUUUACAUGGGAGGGCGCCAACGAUAUGAGUGCCAAUUAUCGCCUGGCCUUGCAACGGGGAUUACCAUUUCCGAUUCUUACUGUGGCCGAGUACUUCAGUUUGGGACGAGAGGGUUUCUCAUGGGGCGGACAAUAUCGGGCAGCGGGCUACUUUGCUAGCAUUAUGUUGUGGGCAUCGUUGGCGUCGUGGCUGCUGAUGAAUCUUUUGCUGUUGGCAGUGCCCCGAUAUGGCGCCUACCUCAAGGCUCUGACAGGUGCCCUGUUGGUAUGCACAGCAGUGGGAUAUCAUUGCCUACUGCCUCAGCGGCCGCUGUGCAUAUUCCUGGAAGGAGGACGCCUGGAGUUUAGGUUCGGCUGGUGUUACUGGCUCGUCCUUGUUGCAGGAAUCCUAUGCUUCAUUGCUGGCGUGUUGAUCUCAAUUAUUGACUUGGUCUGGCCACACACUUUCUCCACCGUUUUGGAAGUUUACUAUGGCACUCCAUAUGACCGCCAUGUUAUCUUAGAGGAGUCAAGCGACGUGCGCUACCGCAAGCCGCGUAAUAGUCGUGGGUUGGAGGAUCCUCCCGGCCUUGGCUCCCGCAUACUGCGACGUCUCAGUUCCAAAGCACGUGAUAUGCAGGCCACAGCUCCUCGGCGGGGAAGUCCUGCUGGCGUUUCAAGUAAUGGCGUCGAAAACAAGGCAUUCCAAGGCGAUGCACCCAAAAGUCCCUGGCGACAUCCCUUCCGACGCGCUCAGCACUUAACACACUCCCAGCAGCCUACGCAUCACGCCGCAUUGCCACACCAACACCAACAUCCACACCAACACCAGCACCAGCACCAACAUCAUCAUCAACAACAGCUGCAAUUUGUGGGCGGAGGUCACAUUGUUGAGCAUCCUAUGCAUCACAUGCAACGCACUUUGUCCCAGGACUCUGGGUCCAGUAUUGCUUCGGCUGCAGCACAAAUUUCGCCCUUGCAUAAACAUACUUUGGCGAGAAUGUUGCCUAACCCACCUGUGGAGCGUAUUCGAGAUAUGGAUCACUGGUAAAGGCUUUUGCAACUAGAGUCUAAAGCUUAGGCUUCAUCAACAAAUUCUUGACAAGACAAAUAUAAAAUCAAAAGAAAA
Messenger RNA from Drosophila sulfurigaster albostrigata, 1822 nucleotides. RefSeq names its product dual oxidase maturation factor 1 (gene mol). NCBI's taxonomy places the organism in Eukaryota, Metazoa, Arthropoda, Insecta, Diptera, Drosophilidae. The transcript has 7 exons. The record is from RefSeq and is a predicted model, not a curated record. Bases 308 to 1744 code for a protein of 478 amino acids. Gene Ontology annotation, cellular component: endoplasmic reticulum membrane. Gene Ontology annotation, biological process: protein transport.